Molecule: messenger RNA, 2998 nt
Organism: Impatiens glandulifera
Lineage: Eukaryota; Viridiplantae; Streptophyta; Magnoliopsida; Ericales; Balsaminaceae
Product: mitochondrial substrate carrier family protein C-like
Exons: 7
Coding region: 320-2698 (792 amino acids)
Cellular component (GO): mitochondrial inner membrane
Molecular function (GO): S-adenosyl-L-methionine transmembrane transporter activity; calcium ion binding
Source: RefSeq, a predicted model, not a curated record
UUGCCUCUUUCUCUCUCUAUAUCAUAUGACUCUCUCUCUAUAAUUCUCGCAUGUGAUUCUAAUGUGUAUAGCUUUCAUCCAUAGAAGUACUUGGGAUCUUGAUAACUUCAAACAGUGGAAGAAUCUGUUUAUUGUCAUUGAAGCCGCUUGGAAAUGUUCAUGAUUGUUGGCCUUUCUAACGGUGAGUGAGUUCUAUCGGCGGGGUUAUCUGUUUGAGUUAUUUGAAAACUAUACAUAUUGGGUAUACUAAAGGUUGAAAAUUUCUUUUGAUUUUUCUGUGGGGAUGCGAAAUCUGUUAAGAGACUGAAUUAUUUUAGUAAUGAUGAAUACAAAUGACCAUGUUUUAUCGUUUUUAAAUUCACUUCAAGUUGUUAAGGAUGCAUUUUCUCCAUUUGAAUCUGGUAUAAGGAAGGCUGUGAAAGAUUUGGACCAUUGUUGGUCUGGUUCAAAGUUUUGGGAUAAUAGCUAUGAAGUUAUUGAUUCUGAGUUGUAUCAAUUUGGGGAUAGGAAUAGCAAUCAGAAUCUGAGUUGUUCUUUUAAGAGAAAGAGCUGUCAUUGUGUUGUCAAUGAUGAUAAGAAGAAAGGUUUUUGUAUAAAAGUUCCGGUUAAAGCCUUUUUUUGGUGCAUUGACAAUAAAGUACAAAAGAAUGAAAAUUCUAGCAAAGAGUUGAAAGUUGAGGAUGUUAAUGAAAUGGGAACUUGCUCAAAUUGUCUACAGUUUGCCUUUACUUGGUCAUUAUUGUCUAGUGGUUUUGCUAAUGCUUUUCCAAGUUCAUCUAAGGCCAGCAAAGAGCAAGUUCAGGAUAAAAGUUAUGCAUGUUCACGUUCCCAGGAAGCGAAAGUGGUCUCAAGGGAUUAUUUUGCAGCAGGACGUCAAAGUGUAAAUUCAAAACAAGAACUGGGUAACAAUUUAUCAAUUGAAUAUUUCAUGGGUUAUGUUUGCGAACAGUUGAUGCACAACCUUCACAAGUUUGAACUGAGAACCCGUAAAAGCCAUGGUGAAAAAUCUGAUUCACCUCAAGUCAAUUGGUUUCUGGAAAAUCUGAAAUUUGCUAGAAUGAGUGGAAACACGCCGUCCAAUAUGGUAGGUACCAUUUCAGUUAAAGAAGAAGGUGAUAUUUGUGACGUUGCUGGAGAAAAAGAACAUAAUGGAGGAAAUUCUUCACAGAAGUUGGCGAAUGCACUACUUAAUAUACCAUUGUCAAAUGUUGAAAGAUUCAGAUCUACUCUAUCCACUAUGUCCUUUACAGAACUAAUUGAGCUUGUACCUCAGCUAGUGCGAGCUUCAAAAGAGUAUCCUGACAAGAAGAAGCUAUUCUCAGUCCAAGAUUUCUUCAGAUACACUGAAGCCGAAGGGAGGAGAUUUUUUGAGGAGUUAGAUAGAGAUGGUGAUGGACAAGUUACUCUAGAAGAUCUUGAGGUUGUUAUGAGAAAACGUAAACUGCCACAAAGAUAUGCACGUGAAUUUUUGCAGCAUACUAGAAGUCACUUGUUUUCUAGAUCUUUUGGCUGGAAACAGUUUUUUUCCUUGAUGGAACAAAAGGAAUCAACCAUUCUCCGAGCAUAUACUUCUCUCUGUUUGAGCAAGUCUGGAACACUACAAAAGAGUGAAAUCUUAGCAUCGCUGGGAAAUGCAGGACUUCCUGCAAAUGAGGAAAAUGCUAUUGCAAUGUUGAGAUUUUUGAAUGCAGACACUGAAGAAUCUAUUUCUUAUGGACAUUUCCGAAACUUUAUGCUUCUCCUUCCAACUGAACGACUUCAAGAAGAUCCUAGGAGUAUCUGGUUUGAAGCUUCUACUGUUGUUGCUGUUCCUCCACCAGUGGAAUUACCAGCUAGCAGUGUUCUAAAAUCUGCAUUAGCUGGUGGCCUAUCCUGUGCACUUUCUUGUUCUUUACUGUUCCCUGUGGAUACAAUAAAGACUCGAGUACAAGCAUCAACACUUACUUUUCCAGAGAUAAUAUCCACUCUGCCUCAGAUUGGAGUCCGGGGAUUGUACAGAGGUUCCUUACCAGCAAUUUUUGGACAGUUCUCAAGUCAUGGAUUGAGAACUGGGAUUUUUGAGGCAAGCAAGCUUGUGUUGGUGAACUUUGCUCCAACACUUACUGAAUUACAGGUGCAAUCUGUAGCAUCAUUCUGCAGCACAUUGUUGGGGACAGCAGUGAGGAUACCCUGUGAAGUGUUAAAACAAAGAUUGCAGGCAGGAUUGUUUGACAAUGUCGGAGAAGCAAUUUUGGGUACAUGGAAUCAAGACGGUUUGAAGGGUUUCUUUCGUGGAACUGGUGCCACACUUUUCCGAGAGGUUCCUUUCUACGUAGCAGGCAUGGGACUCUAUGCCGAGUCUAAGAAGGGUGUCCAACGACUUCUUGGAAGAGAGCUUGAGCCAUGGGAGACAAUAGCGGUUGGGGCACUAUCAGGUGGGUUUGCAGCGGUUGUUACGACACCAUUUGAUGUGAUGAAGACAAGGAUGAUGACUGCUCCAGGUGGGAGGUCUAUCUCAAUGCAAAUGGUGGCCUUGACCAUUCUACGUCAUGAGGGUCCUCUUGGACUAUUUAAAGGAGCUGUCCCUCGCUUCUUCUGGAUUGCUCCUUUGGGUGCCAUGAAUUUCGCAGGUUACGAACUUGCUAAGAAAGCUAUGGUAAAGAAUGAAGAGCAGCAGCAAGCUGGUGAGCAUCAUCAUCUUUCCAAGAAAAGAUCCUAAGAGUUGAAUAAAUAAAAUGAUUAAUCAAUUUUCUAACUUUCUGUUGGAAAUUUCAAGUUUUUUUUUUUUUGUAAAAGAACUAACUUUUGGUUAGAUAUAAGGUGGUGUAGCAAUCAAUCAAAAGUUAUUUGAAUUUUUGUUAGGGGUGGUGGUUUAGGCAGUGCAUAUCUGUUUUCUAACAUUUUUAUUUAUUUAUUAUUUUGUUUAUGUCGGAUGGUGGCUGCCUAUGAAAGACAUGUGUUUUUGUUGAAUCUCUUAUGCACAAGUUUGUAUAUAUAUCUGUCUUUUUGUUUUGUUGUU